Messenger RNA from Pygocentrus nattereri (red-bellied piranha), 4898 nucleotides. RefSeq names its product chemokine (C-X-C motif) receptor 3, tandem duplicate 2 (gene cxcr3.2). Gene Ontology annotation, biological process: G protein-coupled receptor signaling pathway; immune response; chemotaxis. The record is from RefSeq and is a predicted model, not a curated record. The coding region runs from base 111 to 1244 and encodes 377 amino acids. Gene Ontology annotation, molecular function: chemokine receptor activity. Gene Ontology annotation, cellular component: membrane. The transcript is spliced from 3 exons. NCBI's taxonomy places the organism in Eukaryota, Metazoa, Chordata, Actinopteri, Characiformes, Serrasalmidae.
GACCUUAUCAGCUCCCCAUCACAGCGAGACCCUCUCUGGAGACAAUACAAAGCCAAAGGAGAGGCAAGACGAGUGAAAUCCAGCGAGCGCUUGGAUGACCCAUCUUCACAAUGACGACUACUAAAGCCUAUGGAUUCUCUACAGGUAUGACUGCCAACACUGACGAUUACGACUACUUAAAUAUCACGGAAUAUGAAGAUUCAGCUGCCCCCUGCAGCCUGAGUGAGGUUUGGCAAUUUACUCAACUCUAUGCUCCAGUGGCCUACAUCCUGGUCUUCAUAUUGGCUUUGGUGGGGAACACACUAGUGCUGUGCGUGGUCCGCCGCUACCGACGAUCCCGCCACUCCCCCUGCUCCUUUUCGCUCACCGACACUUUCCUGCUGCACCUGUCCAUCUCCGACCUCCUCCUGGCCUUGAUCCUGCCCUUCUUUGCUGUCCAAUGGACCCACGAGUGGGUGUUUGGUGUUGGAGUAUGCAAGGUGGCAGGGGCGCUAUUUUCCCUGAACAUUUACUGCGGCGUGCUCUUCUUAGCCUGCAUCAGCUUCGACCGCUACUUAGCCAUUGUCCAUGCUGUUCAAACUGGUUGGAGGCGCAACACCUGCCUGGCCCAGGUGGCUUGUGCAGUGAUCUGGGUCUGCUGCUUGGGCUUGUCCGCGGUGGACAUCCAGUUCCGGACUGUGGUGCAGCUGCAAGGGCAUGGUCGAUUAGUGUGCCUCAUACAGUAUUCCACGGAAAGUUCAGACAAGUGGCAGCUAGCCAUGCAACUGCUAAACCUGAUCUUGGGUUUUGGGCUCCCCCUGUUGGUCAUGCUGUACUGCUACAUCCGCAUCUUUCGGUCACUUUGCAGCACCAGCUCUCGGCGGCAGAAGAGACGGUCCCUCAGGCUCAUCAUAACUCUGGUGAUGGUCUUUCUGGUCUGCUGGGCACCCUACAAUGCCCUGAAGAUGACAGACAGUCUGCUAAAGCUGGGGUUGAUUAGUCAAACCUGCAGCUUGAACCAUGCGUUGGACAUUGGCAUUGUGGUGACGGAGAGUUUAGGACUGUCCCACUGCGCCUUCAACCCUCUGCUCUACGGCUUUGUGGGCGUCAAGUUCCGCCGUGAGCUCGCUCAGAUGUGCAAGGCGCUGCUGGGGUGCGUUGGCCUGCCCAGGUGGACUCGGAGUCAAGGGUCAAGCCGCAGGACAACAGGCUCCUUCAGCUCCGUGGAAAGCGAGAACACCUCCUACUUCUCUGUGAUGGCCUAAGAUUGAUGAGUGUUGGACAUAAGUGGUCAUCUGUGGAGGUAGAGGGCAAAAAUAGAGACACAAAAAAGGCCAGCAACAGACAAUUGUGGUGCCUGGGAGGCGCUGCAGCUGUCCCUAAAAUAUGCUUAGCCAUUUCCAGGAAUUCAGGUAAAAUUAGCAUACUGCUCUCAGUCACACCACUGUUUUAAAAAAACAGUUUGCUUUUUAUAUUUUUACAGUGGCAGCUGCCUUUUACAUUGUACAAACAUUUAAUGAAGUAAUGGUGCAAAAUUACUUAAAUUAGCAGUAUUAUUUAAGUAGCUUGCUUUGCCUGUAUAGUAGCUUGCAUAGGGUAUAAAGCGUAUAAAGUGGAACUGUGUUCUCAGGUGUCAUGGAGCUCCAUCCAAUACCUUUGGGAUGAGUUGGAAUUCCAGAGCUGACCAUCCAACAUCAUUGUGGCUGAAUGCAAUCAGAUCCUCACAGCAAUAUUCCAACGUCUAGUGUAAAGUCAUCGAAGAGUUGAAGAGUAGAGUCUGUUGCUGCAGCAAAGGGGGGAAACUCCCUAUGAACAUAGGGAUAUAUAUAUAUACAUAUUGAAUAUCCUUGAUUUCAGAAGGUAUGGUGGGGUCUAAAAGCUAUUGGAUGUGCAUUAUUCAAUGGGCCAACUGAUAAUAAUAAUAAUAAAAAAAAAGAAAGCUUCAGUGGAUUACAGUCCAUAGAAGUGAAAAGAAAAUGGAUGCAAGUAGUAAGACACACUCUUAAAGUGGGUCUUCAAGUGUUCUCUGUAGGUAAUGGUUGGAUAUAGUACUCUUAACACUUAGCCAUUUUUCCACUGCACACUCAAAAGCAAGCAAUGACCAACAAGAGAACCAACAGAACUUACUUAUCUGGUUCUGCUUUAUUUCCCACCUAAAACCGGCUAAAACCAUCAUAAUAACCACAACGAAUGAUUUAAAACUGUCUUUUGGUCAUUUAAUGCCAGUCUAAAGCAUCGGAUUUGGCUAAUUAGCUUCCUUGUUUGUUAGCUUAACUUACUGGCUGACAAGAAAUGACAAGUGCACUGUUCUUUGUGCAGACGCUCACUAAAAUGUCUACAUUUACACAGAAUCGUCUAUAGAGUCAAGCAAAACUUAAGCUGUUCUCUUGACAGUGAAAAUAUUAACAAAAACAAUCAUGGAGGCUAGCACCAAUGCUAAUAACAUUAGUCCUAGCUCCCUGACUAGCUGUAUCAACUUUGGGACCGCUUCAUGAAGUAAUUAUUUCAGAAAAACAGACGAAUUGAGACAUCAACAUGUUCUAGCCUACAUUUAGGUCCGUUUGGCGAUGAAAUAGUGGUGACUUUGUCCUCGCUUGGAGGGGUAAAGUAUAUGCUAAGUUCUUAUUGUCUUCAGCUGCAAGUGUCACGCAGGAGCGCUCCCUUGAGUACUAUUGUGUCCUGUUGGUGCUAAUCAAGAGCAGGUACCAAAAACCAUACAGCUAGAACCUUCAGAACUGGACCAAUGGGCAAUGGAAAAAAAGAACAUUUGUAGUUCUUUGGUGCUAAAGGCUUCGUUAUUGUGUAUUGAAAACCUGUUGUAUAGAUUUUUUAAAUGGUUCUAUAUGCCAACCAUUGUUACAAUAUGGUUUGUGGGUACUAUGUAGAACCCUUUUUUGCCAGUCGGGUAGCUGAUAUGUUGACUGUUUGGCUCGUACAUUGAUUAACUAAACUGCUAAUUCAUAGGUGAUAUACAAACUACUGUGUUUUUCUUUGCCUGGUUAUGUAAUGUCGUAAUAUGGCUGUGGGCUUUCACUGCCUGGCAGUGAACUACAUACAGACAAAGAAGUGGUUUCUUUGACUGUGGCAUGGUGGUGAUGUCAUUUGGCUUGUGGGAGAGGAUUUUGUCAGAGAUGGUUAGUAUGAAGUUUGGAUGUAAUGGCUUAGUCUAUUAUGCAUAGACUAUUAAGUCUAUUAUGAAUCACUGUUUUUUGUUUUUUUUUUGCAGUGCAAACACAAGCUACAGUUAAACACUUGGAUGCUAGUUAAUCACUUGUAAUAUCUCCAAGAUUGUGUUUUAUUAUUUGAAAAACAUAUAUGAUAUGGCCAAAAGUAUGUGGACACCCAAGCAUCACAACUAUAUGAGCAUUUUUGGACAUGAAUAUGGAGUUGUGCCCCCUUUGCAGUUAUAACAGCUUCCACUCUUCUGGGAUGUUUUUUUCAAGAUUUUGGAGCGUGUCUGUGGGAAUUUGUGCCCAUUUGUGAGAGCAUUUGUGAGGUCAGGCACUGGAAGAGAGGGCCUGGCUCACGAUUGACUUUCCAGUUCAUCCCAAAGGUGUUCAGUGGGGUUGACGGUCAGGGCUCUGGAGCUCAGGGACACAGUCAUGUUCUAACGUGACUUCCCCAAACUACUGCACAAAGUUAGAAGCAUGUAACAAUCUAUAAUGUGUUUAUAGGCUGGAUCAUUAACAUCACCCUUCACUGGAAAUGAAAAGCCUGAAAACCAGCCCCAGCCCUUUAUCCCUCCUCCACCAAACUUUACUGUUGGCACUAUACAUUUUAGUAGGUAGCGUUCUCCUGGCAUCUGCUAAACCCAGAUUCGUCUAUCAGACUGCCAGGUAGUGAAGUGUGAUUCAUCACUCCACAGAGCAUGUUAGCACUGCCCUGGAGUCCAGUGGGCUUUAUGCCACUCCAGCCGACGUUUGGCAUUGUACAUAGUGGUCUUAGACUUGUGUGCAGCUGCUCAGCCAUGGAAAUUCAUUUCAUGAAGCUCCCAGGUUCUCAGGUUUUGCAUUUAAUUUGCAUGCUGAGGUAGUUUGGAGCUCCAUAGCAAGUGAUGCAACUGAGAAUAAGCAAAUUUAUUGUGCUUAUUUACCACAGUUUGACUACUGUAAUGUGUUGCCCUGCACUGUAAAAAACUAAAUUUACUGUUAUUUACUGGCAGCAGUUGAGAGGUAGUUUCUGAGAGAGGCAGAUUAAGCUUGAGCUGUACUGUUUUAAACUCAACGUAGUUUGAAUGUGAAUGUACACCACCGUUAGCUUACUGCUAUCAUGACUGCAAAUCACUAGCUGAAAUUAGCGUUAUCAUCACAGUGCUAAUCACAUACUUAGAAAGAAGAAAGAUACCUAUAAAGUGAAAGCUCCUGAUCCAUUAAAAUAAAAACAAAUGUAAAUAAAUAAAAACAAAAAACAACAUUAAACUGCUGUGAAGAUAAUAAUAAUUUGUUGCUUCAGAAAAGUAGGUUUGGCAGCCAGUUUCACAUUAAACAUUUAAGUGUAAACACAUUACUUACUGGAUUGAAGUCCAUUAGUGUUGAAAUUCAUGUAGAAAUUAUGUAGAAAUACUAUCAGUUAAGGCCUUGCUUAUGAUAUUUCAAGCUCCUAAUGACUUACAUCACACAUUUAUUACUGAUCUGAUUAUGCAUUGUAGCUCAUUUAGACAAAUGUUACUGCAAACUCCUAAGAGCUCUCACAGCUCAGUUGGUGGAACAUCUUUUACAUACACAGCUUCAACAGAAUUAAGAACGCAAGCUCUUAGAUGUUUUAAAUCCAGAUUAAAAACAUAUUAGUUAAGGCCAACUUAGGCCUAGAAGUAUUGUGGCUGAUUUUCUAUUGUUUGUAAUUGUGAUGUUGUACUUGCAUUCAGUUUUGUAAAUGAAAAGUGUUACAUAAAUAAAGAUUUAUUUUUAUUAUUAGUUCAA